CGAGGUAUCUGGUGGCCGGGGAAAUCAAUACACGUUUCCAAAACCGCUGCCCAGAGCCAAGCACACCGUACGAAUGCGGGCGGCCGACUCCCGGGUCCUGGAGUGGGGCCCCUGGAGCCAGCCCGUGGAGUUUGGUACGUAUCCCCCCCGAGAAGGGGGGUCAACUGCUGCAUUUGUCUCCAUGGUCAUGCUGGGCACCCUCACCUGCGCCUUGAUCUUCCUCUACCUAUUUUAUAGGUUUGUUGGGGUGCCCAUUCCUCGCGUCAAAGAUAAAGUGAACAAUGACUAUCUCACCGAUGAUGAGAUCAUCUGGGAGAAAUUUACCCCAGCCGCCGGGAAAGGGGACAUCGAAGAGAUCUUUUCCGUGGAAGAAGUUGAAGAGUCCACAGCAAAAGUGUGAACCUCAGAGGCCUCCAGCUCCCCAGGCGUUUUGGAAUUUGUGCGGAAAUUUUUGUUUUGUUUUCGGGUGUUUUUUUGGGUUUUUUUUUUUUAUUGGUCUUGUUUUCGGAAUGUUUCUUGUUUGUGCGUUGUCGGCCGAAGAUAUGUUUUUCUCAACGGAUGUUUAUUUUUUUAAUUUAAAAAUAUUUUUUUAUUGAAUUUUUAGACAGAGAGGAAGGGAGUGGGAGAGAAACGUUGAUGAAAGGAGGGACUUGUAUGC
Molecule: messenger RNA, 658 nt
Organism: Myotis davidii
Lineage: Eukaryota; Metazoa; Chordata; Mammalia; Chiroptera; Vespertilionidae
Product: granulocyte-macrophage colony-stimulating factor receptor subunit alpha-like
Exons: 4
Coding region: 74-400 (108 amino acids)
Source: RefSeq, a predicted model, not a curated record